Macrosiphum euphorbiae (potato aphid) is the source of this 432-nucleotide messenger RNA. NCBI's taxonomy places the organism in Eukaryota, Metazoa, Arthropoda, Insecta, Hemiptera, Aphididae. The record is from the annotation of a GenBank genome assembly.
AUGCUCCUUCAUGAAAUUAGAGGACCAACAUCUUUUUCAGACCUAAAGACUGUUAAAGGUAUCCUCCAUAAUACAUUCCAAUCUGCCUGUAAUGUGUUAGGUUUACUUGAAGAUGAUAAUUACUGGAACAAUACGUUAAAUGAAGCUUCUUUGAGUGAUUCUCCUUCCAAGCUGCGCGAACUAUUUACUGUAAUGUUAGUAUUUUGUCAACUAUCGGAUUCCUUAACUCUUUGGGAUACACAUAAAAACAAUCUUUCAGAGGAUAUUAUCCGACAAAUGGAUGCUGACCAAAAAGAUGAGGCUCACAACAAAUGUUUGAUACAAAUUGAAGAUGCAGUGCUUGCUGUAGGAGGUCAGAGCAUAUCAAAUUAUGGGCUACCUCAGCCAACAAGGACAGAAAAUAACUUUGAAAACAUAGUCUAUCAGAGAUAG